Molecule: messenger RNA, 579 nt
Organism: Oryzias latipes (Japanese medaka)
Lineage: Eukaryota; Metazoa; Chordata; Actinopteri; Beloniformes; Adrianichthyidae
Source: RefSeq, a predicted model, not a curated record
ACUCUAUGGCUUGUCAGAGUCGUGGAUGAGGCCACAGAUAAAGUGAUAACAUUCACUCAUUUAGAGCUGCUGCAACCAUCUAUGCAGCCAUUUGAAUAUAUGGAAAGGACUCCAUCAUGGGAGAUUAUAUUCCUUGUAGCACAGAUGAGCCAGAAAGGAAAUGUUAGGUGUGAUCGAGCUGAGAAGGACUUGCAGGUACAGCAGUGCGGCUGAGAGCAACUAAACUGCAGCGAUGGAACCUGGAUCUGUAAGCGGCGCUGCUGCCUUGCUUCUCACCAUCCUGAGCUGUGUGGUCCUGCAGGGCGUCCAGACAGGCGUCGUGGGGGAUUUCAACCAUGUGGAGCGCUGCAAAGACUCUCUGUUCAUGGGCACCCCGCCGCGGGGCUACUUCAUCAAAGCCUUCAAGAAGAUCUGCCAGAGGUACGAGGAUCAACCGCGCUACGUCACUCUGUACGACACACGCCGGCACAUCCCUGUCUACUCUGCCUAUGUGUUCAAGAAGACAGACGGGGAAAAGAAGGUGGACUUUCCGUGGAUGUUUGAACCUCAGGUGGGUUUGGGCUCGAUCAAAAAAUAAUU